GGAUGGUUCUUGUCACUGUCGCCACCAUCUUCUUGGAUAUCGGAGGAGGAGAAACUUGAGUCAGUCUCGUGGAAUCUAAGAAUUACCAGCUCUCAUCCUGUAUUCUCUUUUCUUUUUGGAGCCACUGUGUUUUCUCUUCUUCUCCUAUUACAUUGUCCACAAUGUCGAUAUUCAAGGCGGCGACUGCGGUUCCCUCUGGCUGCGACCUUCUUUCCACCGUGUGUUCAGGCACAAACUGCCUUGUUCCUCCCAGUAACUUCAAUGAGAUGCUGGGCUUGGUGUUGAGCAUAGUGCUCACCAUAAUGCUCGCCAUGGUCAUGUUCUCCAUGGGCUGCACUGUGGAUGCCAAAAAGCUGUGGGGGCACAUCAGAAGACCCUGGGGCAUUAGCAUUGGUUUCCUCUGCCAGUUCGGCAUCAUGCCUUUCACAGCCUUCGCCUUGUCACUGGCCUUCGAUGUGCUCCCUGUGCAGGCUGUCGUCAUCAUCAUCAUGGGCUGCUGUCCUGGAGGCUCUGGCUCCAACAUUAUCUGCUACUGGCUGGAUGGAGACAUGGACCUAAGUAUCAGCAUGACCGCUUGUUCCUCUGUCCUGGCCUUGGGGAUGAUGCCUCUAUGCCUGCUCAUUUACACCUCCACCUGGACUUCUACCAGCACCAUCCAGAUCCCAUAUGACAGUAUUGGUAUCACUCUGGUGGCCCUUCUUGUCCCAAUUGCUCUGGGAAUAUAUGUCAAACGCAGGUGGCCCCAGUGGGCAAAAAAGAUCCUCAAGAUAGGAUCCAUUGCCGGCUUUGGUCUUAUUCUCAUCAUAGCUGUGGUUGGAGGUGUUCUCUACCAGUCCUCCUGGACCAUUGCCCCCUCCCUAUGGAUUAUUGGAACCAUCUACCCCUUUAUUGGUUUCGGCCUGGGGUUCCUCUUGGCCCGCUUCACGGGUCAACCCUGGAACAGAUGUCGAACCAUAGCAUUGGAGACGGGUUUCCAGAACUCCCAGCUGUGCAGCACCAUUGUCCAGCUGUCCUUCAGCCCUGCUGAGUUGGACAUCAUGUUUUCGUUCCCCCUCAUCUACAGCAUCUUCCAGCUGGUGGUGGCAGUCCUAUCUGUGGGAGCCUACCAGGUAUAUAAAAAAAGGUGUGGCCGUGGCUCAGCUGAUGCAGACACUGAGGCUCCGUCCCUGGAAGCUGGUGACGGUGAAUCAGGAACAAAGAAGGGACACGCUGUGGGGAACAGCGCCUUUGAGUUUGAUGACAAUGACAUCAGCGAAGAGAAGGGCAAGGACAUCAGAAAGAUCACCCAGCUGUGAGCUUACAGACCUGAUAAUCACAGACUUUGGACUUUCAGUAUGAACAUCCAGGACCCCAGCAUUACUCAAGACAGCAGCCAUGAGUCAACAGUGUGACUACACACUGCACUCUGUCGGCUGGAGGCGUGCACUACAGGUCCUGUUCUGAUCUACUUUAAAAAACCUUUGACAAGAGCAGGGUUGCCCAAAUGUCCUCCCUAGUAUUGCAAACAAUUAGACAACUAACACCAAGCUUUAUAUAAAGUUGAAGGCCCUCCUUUCCCUUAAUAUAUUCAUAUAUAAUGUGAACCAACUUUCACUCUGUGUGUUCUGUCAGAAAGCCUGUUGGGCCCAUGUACCUUGAUCAACGCAUUUACUGACGUCUUCUGUACAUGUAAUUCAGACUAAAUAUGGAAUGCUGUUUAUGUGGAUUACCACAUGUCCAUAUGCAGAUAUUUACUGUAGUUUGCGCUGGAUGGUGGAAUAUACAAAUGAAUACAAAUGUAUCGUGUUGUUGUGACAUUCAACAUUUAUCUGAUGAGACACAGUUGUGUCAAAUGAGGAGAAAUGUGUGCACUGUUGAGAGCCAAUGUUUCACUGGGGUCAAACCAUCUCACAGAGCUUAAUGCUCUUACAUUUUUAAUAUUCUUUAUUCUCCUUAUUCUCAUUCUGAUGUAGCAGGUGAAAUCAGUGGUUUCUACAGACUUGGGCCCUGAUGCAAACUAGUGUCAUGUGUUCUCUGCUCUUUCAGUUCCUCUCAGUUCUUCUACACCUCUUUUAUGGGGCACAGCUGAUUUGGGGAAUUUUUGAAGUAUGUAAGCCUGUGGUUUUACAUAUCUAUUUAUGAAACAUAUUCACAUCUAAUUUAUUUGUCCUCUGUAUUGUGCAAAUGUGAAAAAAAUCAGAAUUUCAUGGAUUAAAGUAUUUUACGAAAACGUC
This is a messenger RNA of Anarrhichthys ocellatus (wolf-eel), 2213 nucleotides long. It is a transcript of the gene slc10a2, whose product is annotated as solute carrier family 10 member 2. Gene Ontology annotation, cellular component: apical plasma membrane. Lineage: Eukaryota; Metazoa; Chordata; Actinopteri; Perciformes; Anarhichadidae. Gene Ontology annotation, molecular function: bile acid:sodium symporter activity. The transcript is spliced from 6 exons. Gene Ontology annotation, biological process: bile acid and bile salt transport. Bases 162 to 1295 code for a protein of 377 amino acids. The record is from RefSeq and is a predicted model, not a curated record.